Messenger RNA from Chlamydomonas reinhardtii, 1963 nucleotides. RefSeq lists its product as uncharacterized. The transcript is spliced from 9 exons. The record is from RefSeq and is a predicted model, not a curated record. Gene Ontology annotation, molecular function: ubiquitin binding. NCBI's taxonomy places the organism in Eukaryota, Viridiplantae, Chlorophyta, Chlorophyceae, Chlamydomonadales, Chlamydomonadaceae. Bases 77 to 1630 code for a protein of 517 amino acids. Gene Ontology annotation, cellular component: endoplasmic reticulum.
CAUUACAACAGAUUCGGGGGCCUAGGCUUUGACCUUGUAGAAACGCCUUCGUGGCAAGCGCAAACCCUGGGGAGAAAUGGCUGACGCUCCACCGGACGAGCUCGCAGUUAGUAGACUGCAGAUGAUGGCGCACUGUGAUGAGGUGCAGGCGCGUUUUCUACUGGAAGCAGCGGGAGGCAACCUGGAACUGGCACUGCAAAUGGCCCUCGAAAACUCGGACAUGGGUGACGCCUACGCGCACCAUACACAGCAGCAGUUCCACGCACCCCCAGCGGCGCAACCGCGGCCGGGCUCCGCAGCCUUCGCCGGGCCACUGCCGCCGCGGCCGCGCGCGCCUGCACUGCGCACGCAAGCGCCCGGUGCGGCCGGCACAGCCGGUCCCGGCGCAGCCGCCGGCGGCGGCGGAGCCGCCGUCGCCGGGCCGCCCGCCGCGCUAGCCGCGCCCCUGGGCCUGCUGGGCUUCAUGCUGCGUGUGCCGUUCAUGGCGCUGGGGCUGGGCUUCCGCAUCAUGCGCUUCACGGUGGUCAACGGCCUGCACGCCGCCGCCGUCGUGGGCGACCGGGUGCUGCCGGCGCCCGUGAUGCGCGCCGCGCGAGGAGCCGUCUCCGCCAUCGCGACGGCGGCGGCCGGCGGCGCGGAUCUGGACCCUAGCGAGCAGGCAGCGGCGUUCGUGGCCGACUUCAAAUCAGCUUACGGCGACCGGCACCCGCGCUGGCAGGAGUCAGGCUGGCGCGUGGCUAGCCAGCAGGCGCGGCGGGAGUUCCGCUUCCUGUUCGUGUAUCUGCACUCGCCGGAGCACGAGGACACGGACAAGUUCUGCCGCCAGGUGCUUACGAACCCGGAUGCGGUUGACUACAUCAACACCCACUUCGUGUCCUGGGGCGGCGACGUCAGCUACAGCGACGCAUUCAUUCUCUCCCAGCAGGCACAGAUGGGCUGCACGCGCUUCCCCUUCAUCGCGCUGCUCAGCCUGUCGCCACACGACAGCCGGCCGGCGCUGGUGGCGUCGGCCUCGGGUCAGGACAUCGCUGCCGACCCCGCGGCGCUGCUGGUGCUGCUGCGUGCCGCGGUGAUGGAGCACGGCGUGAUGCUGGCGGCGGCGCGCGCCGAGGUGGAGGAGCGGGAGCACGCCCGGCGGCUGGUGGUGGAGCAGGAUGCCGAGUACGAGGCCAGUCUGGCGGCGGACCGGGCGAGGGAGGCGGAGCGGGCGGAGGAGCGCAAGCGGCAGGAGGAGGAGGAGCGGAAGCGGGCGGACGAGGAGCGGGCCGCCAGGGAGGCGGCUGAGGCGGAAGAGCGGCGGGUGGCGGAGGCGGCAGCGGCGAUUGAGCGGCGGCGCGACGCGGCGCGCGCAGCGCUGCUGCCGGAGCCGCCCGCGGGUGCUGAGGGCAGCGCUGCCAUCCGGCUGCGACUGCCCGACGGCACCAACACCUCGCGCGGCUUCCCGGCGGGCGCCACGCUGCAGGCCGUGUUCGACUACGUGGACAGCCUGGACGCCACCAGCUACAGCCGCUACCACCUGGUGGCCAACUACCCGCGCCGCGUGUUCGUGCGGGCGGCGCACGGCCCCGUCAGCCUGGCGGAGCUGGGGCUGGUGCCGCAGGCGGCGCUGUUUGUGCAACCGGACGAGUGAGCACCGUGAAGAUGCCACCUAGGCAACAAAGGGAGGCCAGCAGUGUGGUGCUGUGGUGCCCAUCGAAAAUGCAUGCCUGUCGCAUGUGUGCUGUUGGGAAACGCCUAAUGGGCGCGCUGGUGGCUUUAGUUGUGUACAAUUAUGAGCAUGUGCAAUAAGGUGGCGGGGUUGCGAUGUUCAUCACAUAUCCCAUGGUAUGUAGUGCGGGCUACAGCAGUCAUCCGUGGCAGUUAAUGUCGCCCCCAUACAUGUACCGUAUACGGUUAAUGAAGAUGAACUAGGAGUGACAUUUCGGCCAAUGACACAGAUGCAGUUGCCAGAAAGCUUUAGGGU